AUGACAUCCAACUCCUUCCCAACAACCCCCCAAAACAAAGAAGGCCACUUCUCCCCCGGCGGCCCAACACCAACCUUCAACCCACCCCCAACCCCCUCCACCCAAAACUACCGCCUAAACCACCUCGCAAUCCGAAUCAAAGAUCCCUCCCGCUCACUACACUUCUAUGUCGACCUCCUCGGUAUGCGCGUCAUCUUCACCAUGAACGCCGGGCCCUUCACAAUCUACUACCUCGGCCACCCACCGCCCGGCGAGGAUCUAGAUGCGUGGGCUAAGAAAAAGAGUGAGAUCCCUGUUAUGACGCGGACGAGUGGAUUACUGGAGCUUUAUCAUGUUCAUGGUACGGAGGAGGUGUCGACGGGGAAUGUCCCGCCUUAUUUGGGGUUUGCGCAUUUGGGAUUUACGGUGCCAGAUGUAAGGGCUGCGGUGGAGAGGUUGAGGGGGGAUGGGGUGAGGAUUUUGAAGGAUUUGGGGGUUUGUGAGAGGGGGGAUAUUCCGUUGUCGGAGUGGGAAGAGGAAAGGGGGGUCGGGGAGGGUGAGAUUCAUGAGAAUUAUGCUUGGUUCUUUGAGAAGUUUGCUAUGGUGGCGGAUCCGGACGGGUACUCGGUAGAGCUGAUCCCUCAGGAUAUUUAA
Molecule: messenger RNA, 633 nt
Organism: Penicillium subrubescens
Lineage: Eukaryota; Fungi; Ascomycota; Eurotiomycetes; Eurotiales; Aspergillaceae
Product: putative lactoylglutathione lyase (Glo1)
Exons: 2
Coding region: 1-633 (210 amino acids)
Source: RefSeq, a predicted model, not a curated record